Phytophthora nicotianae INRA-310 is the source of this 1972-nucleotide messenger RNA. RefSeq lists its product as hypothetical. NCBI's taxonomy places the organism in Eukaryota, Oomycota, Peronosporomycetes, Peronosporales, Peronosporaceae. The record is from RefSeq and is a predicted model, not a curated record. Bases 132 to 1568 code for a protein of 478 amino acids. The transcript has 4 exons. Gene Ontology annotation, cellular component: endoplasmic reticulum; Golgi apparatus. Gene Ontology annotation, molecular function: protein-cysteine S-palmitoyltransferase activity. Gene Ontology annotation, biological process: protein targeting to membrane; peptidyl-L-cysteine S-palmitoylation.
UACGCCCCAUACGGUUCUUGUUUUUAGAGCUCUUGCUUGAUAGACAGCGCAGCUCGAACGACCGACAGCGUUCAGCGACAGCUUGUAUCGCAUCCUCCUCGCCUCCAACCAGCCUACAGGCAUAGCCCAAAAUGCGCAAGAAUGGGUGGGAGACGCCGUUCCACGUGCUGCAACUGGCCACAUGGGUGGUCUUCCCGGCCGUCAUGGCGCUCUUCUUCGCCUUCUACACGCCAAUCUUGGACAAAACUCCGGCCAUCGUCCUCAGCGUCGUGUAUGCCGCCGCCUGCCUCGUAACGGUAGUGUCCGUGGCCGUUUGUACGGGCACCGACCCGUCAGAUGACUGCAUUAUGAGACCGUCGGUAAGAGCGACGCAGAGCAGGUUUAGCAGCGACUUCAGACUCACGGUGAUGUUGUUUUGGCCACAGACCUUGCCUGACGCCAGAGACUCUCGCCCUGACAAUCGAGUGUACUGCAACGUCUGUACAAAAUAUGUGAACGAUCAAAGCAGACACUGUCGCCUGUGUGACAAGUGCGUGGAUGUCUUUGAUCACCACUGCAAGUGGCUCAACAACUGUGUGGGCAAGAAGAACUACCGCUUCUUUCUAGGAUCCGUCGUGGGUGCGUCGGUGUUUCUAGCAGUGCAGAUCGCUGUGGGCAUUUAUCUCGUCGUGGAGCUGUACACGAACGAAGACGACACUAUGGGGAACUCAGCCACGAGCUACGGAUGCUCCACAGAGAAGGACGAUCUCACGGGACUCUGCGUGGACGGACAGUACAGUAUCUCGCUGCAGACGCUACGGAUCAUCCACAUCGUGUUGCUGGCCUUCCUGAGUCCCUGGCUGUUCAUGAUCGGGCAGCUUGCACUCUUCCAUUUCCACUUGUGCAUGGAGAACAUCACAACUUACGACUACAUCGUCCGUCAACGCAAGCGGAAAAACGCUCAGGAGCGUCAAAACAUUGUUCGUGUGCCAUGGUGGAAACGCUGCUGUGGACAAAAACCCAAUCCUGACUCAGCGCCGAACAAUUCGAAGCCCAGUGUCAACCAGACAAGCGAUUCGCGUCCGUCAGGCGAAAGCGUGCGCAGCGAGGAAGAGGAAUUGGCCGCUAUUGAGGCGGAAGUGGACGACAGCUUGGAGGUGCUCAGCAACCAGAGCGGCGAGAUCCGUGAGCGCGAUAGCAGUCGACGCAGCAGCAGUUCGUACCGCAAGCGGAGGAGCAACAGUGGCACGAAGCGGGGAUUCGGUCUACACGUCGAUCUUGCUGGACAGCGAUCUGUGCAGACUAAUACUGGUGCGAAUGGCGUCGUAUAUACGCCACGAUCAGAAAGCGGGGACACGAGUUACUUGGCAGCGCCGUACUCUCCAGGGACACCCGCUUCGCCUUUAUCACCACGCUCUGAUGCGGGUAGCGCAUACUUUUCCAACUCACAGGUGGACGAAAUCGAGACAAGGGACGGAGAAGCUACAAACCAGCCUCUUCCGGCCUACAAGGUGUCGAGCAACUCGUCUAUGGUCAUGUAUGGACGACCACCGAUCGAUGAUACCUCGUCUGAAAACCACAUCGUGUAAGUGUGUUAUUUCUCGAAACUCAGAGCGAGCGCCUCCCUCGCUGACUCUCGGAUUGUGUAGAGAUUUUGACAGCGGAGAUAAGAAGCACUAGCUGAGCUGAGAACCUACCAUCUAGCCAGCUGACGUCUCGCUCGCUGACACUGUAGCUUGGACAAAAAUCACAAGUAUUUAUGGCGCACACGCAGGGCAAGCUUACCACAUCCACGGCACGACCAGACCAGGCGAUCGACCAAACAAUUGCAAACCAUUUCAUAAAAGAAAAGAAGUUUUGUUUUAGAACAAAGUGAAAGACGUCGAGAUAUGCAUCCGUUGCCUCAAAGAGACAGCAAUAGUCCGCUGCUGCAUCAGCUUAGGCCUCGCGCACAGCCGCGACCUUGAAGAUUUUGGCUUCUUCGUCCGCACCA